UCGGAUUUCGAAACAUUUUCUCCCGUCUCCAUCUCCGCCUCACCCCAAUCCCCACACUGCCGCUUCGAAUCCAUCCAACCACCUCUCCACGGCGCCGCCAUGGAUUUCCCCAAGCGAGAGCGAGCUCUUUCCCAAGGUUCCCCGCGAAGGAGUCCCAGGGCGACGCGACCCGGAGGAGGAGCCACGGAGGCCGACGAGAACGCGAGCCCUAGGCGUCUGGUGCUGGACGGGGCCGCGUCGCCGCAGAGGAAGAAGGUGCUGGGGGAACGGAACAGCGGCGUCGACGGCGGUGGGGGCAUGGAGGCCGCCGCGUCGCCACCAGCGCCGCAGCCGAAGCCCGCGCCGAGCCCGCCGUCGCUCACGGGCCGCGGCGCGGGGGCGUACGACCCGAAGACGAACUACACCACCCCGCGGCCGGACUUCCUGCGCUACGACCCCGAGCGCCGCCGCGAGAUCCUCCUCCGGCUGGCGCGCGCGGUGGACGACGACGACGACCGCUCCAGUGCCACCUCGGGCGCCGCGGCCUCGGAGACAGCGUCGUCCCUCGUCUCGUCUGCGCGAGGGAGUGACUCCGAGGCCGAGCUCGACGACGGCGACGAGGAGGAGGAGGUGGUGGUCCCCGCACGUAGAGGCGUGUGGUCGCGGCGGCUGUUUCUUCUGCUCGUCGCCGUGGCCUGCUCGCUCUGCUACAUUUACUGUAUGAAACCCACUCCCUUCCCUGUUCAUUCAGAAGAUGGACUCGAUUUUGUUGGACCGAUUGGGAGCAUGUAUGAUGCUGGUGAUCAUGAAGUAGAUUCUCUAAGAUUGUUAGGGCCGAUUUACAUGAUGGGUCCAGAGGAUGUGCUGGAAGAAACUACAAGUCAAAUUGUGCACGGGGACAGUGAAGAUGUGGUCCAUCUGUACGACCAGAGAGCUUCUCCAAGAAAUUUGAUGGCAAUUGCAAUGAUGGGCCUAGCUGAUAUAUGCCCGAGUGUUCCUUUGGGAGACUUGACAUGCCAAAUUUGGGAUGAAAGCAUUGAGAAUUUGGAUGAUCUGAAGCAAGAUUCAGAACUGGCUGAGCAGAAAGCGACAGUGAUAAUGGGGUUCUUUGAGAAUGCUGACCGAAGUAGUAAAGUUGGUUGCUUGGGUGGAAACAUAUCACGGGAUCCCAUUGGUUCCACUUCCACCCACACAACUGACAUGGAAGAGGGCAGUUCAGGAUUAGUCCAUCAAGAGAAAGGGGAGGAUUACUCAAAUCAAUUUGUGCCGCAGUUGGUCUCCAUGGGGAAGGCAAUGGAAUCAGUGAGUGACAAGCUGGACGACAGAAAUGGUUUUGAAAGUGAGGAGUUGAAUCUUGACAUCGAACAAUGGCAGCAUGAGAACACGGCAGAAGCUGCAAGAGCAAUAUGCGCUAUGGUAAAAUUUCUGUGGUCUGCAAUGGAACCUCACUUGUUGCAGAUAUUGGCAUGCUUGUCUGUUGCAGGUUUUGUGGCGGCUAUGUUCAAGUACUUUCAAAGAUCACAGAAGAUCGCUGCACCCGCGCCACAACAUAUGCCUUCAAAGUUACUUGAUGAAGUGCCAGUGUUAGUUCCCCAUCAAGUUGCACAGUUGCCAGUGUUUCCUUCACCUCAAGCUGCGCUACUGCCUGUAUAUUCUUCACAGCAAUCUGUGCAACUGAGAGUUCCCAAACAAGACCUGUUUGUUAACCUCAAGGAUCCUGUGCAAUUGCCAUUGCCCAAGACAGAACCAUUUGUCAACCUCGAGUUUCCUGUGAUUGAUCACACGAAUCGUGAUCAGAAACUUCAACAAGGUGAUGCUGAAAAUAUGAAGACUUCACAUGGUAAUUCUCUGGAUCAUAUUGACAGCUCAAAGCCACCAGUGGUCGAACUACUCGGAGAGUUCACGUUUGCAGAUAGCUCAAGAGGAAGGUCCAUCAAAAAUUUGAAUCAGCAUGCUGGAGAUGCUGCAGUUCAGGAGCCAUCGAAAUCUUUGGGAAAGGAUGUGGACAAGAUGCAGAAGAAUUCGAGCAUUGUUCAAAGCCCUAGUGUUAGAAGAGCAAGUAAAGAGGAGAAUGCUGUAAAAGGAGAGAAGAUGGACGCAACGCCGACUCCGGUGAGACGCUCGAGCUGACUCCGCAACAAGGUGACCUCCCCCUGAGCAAGACAUGAUGCAUGCUCGUUGACGCCGGAUGCUGAUUCCUUUGGUGGUGUGGAAAGUUGUGGGGGACAGCACCUAGUUGUUACCCAAGAAUGUAAGCUUCGCUGCUGUACUUCAGGAGCUAGGAUAUACUUACCUGAAAAUGCUACAGUAAUACCUUUGGUUUUCUGGAAACAUGUGAAAUCUGUAUUGACGACUCCUAUUGAUGUGUUUGUAUUUCUUGUACUCAUGGCUACGCUUAACAGUAAAUCUGGCUAGAGGUGAUUGUAAUGAACAAAUUGGUGAUACUCAAGUUUACCCAAGUACUAAAUCGGUUGGUAUGUUGUUCGC
Messenger RNA from Phragmites australis (common reed), 2466 nucleotides. RefSeq lists its product as uncharacterized. The coding region runs from base 100 to 2109 and encodes 669 amino acids. The record is from RefSeq and is a predicted model, not a curated record. Lineage: Eukaryota; Viridiplantae; Streptophyta; Magnoliopsida; Poales; Poaceae. The transcript has 3 exons.